This is a messenger RNA of Ustilaginoidea virens, 627 nucleotides long. RefSeq lists its product as uncharacterized. The record is from RefSeq and is a predicted model, not a curated record. The coding region runs from base 1 to 627 and encodes 208 amino acids. NCBI's taxonomy places the organism in Eukaryota, Fungi, Ascomycota, Sordariomycetes, Hypocreales, Clavicipitaceae. The transcript has 2 exons.
AUGCCGUCGUCCCGCAGCGCCCAACCCGGCCCCAGAGCCGCCCCCUUCGACCCCUGGACCUGCGCCUCCACCGGCCACCAGGUAGCCGAUCGCCGCCCCGACCCGGCCUGGCGAGACCUCCGCGACCGCCGACUCAACACCCAGCUGAGAGGCCUCCCUGCGCCCGCCGCCGCCAAUCGCCGCACCGUCAGCGUGCUGGCCAUGCUCCACCGCCCCGGGCUGAUGGCCGCCGCCGCCGCCGCCGCCACCCCGGCCGUCCGGGACGUCUCGCCGUCGCUCCCGCCCCCCCGUCCCAGGGGCCUCUUCGCCGGCACGACCGUCCACGUCAGCGGGAGCACCCUGCCGCUCGUGUCGGACCACCGCCUCAGGCACCUCCUCGCGCAGAACGGGGCCACCGUGUCGCUCCGGCCGGGCGGCCGGGCCGUCACGCACGUCGUCCUGGGGGCCGGCCUCGCCGCCGGCAAGCAGGAGCGGGAGGUGCGGCGCCUGCGCAGCCGCGUGCGCUACGUGCGGGCCGAGUGGGUGCUCGAGAGCCUCGCGGCGGGGAGGCGCCUGCCGGAAGGACCGUUUGCCGUGGGCGUCGCGGCGGCCAGCGGGCAGGGGAGCGUGUACGACGCCUGCAAGUGA